AUGUCUUUCGGCAAGCUCUACAACUACCCCAAGGCGCCGCGGGCGACCAUGUGCCUCUACGUCGCCGAGCUCAAUAAGCUUGAUGUCGAGAUCGUCGAGGCCUGGCCUAUCAAGGUCAACCCGUCCAAAGGUGGCGUCGGAGAGGCCUACCUCGCCAAGUUUCCCACCGGCAAGGUGCCCGCAUUGGAGCGGCCGGAUGGGUUCGUGCUGUACGAGUGCAUAGCCGUGACAUAUUAUCUGGCCAAGCAAAACCCAUCUACGACGCUGCUGGGCAAGACGCUUGAGGAAGAGGCGACGGUGCUGCGCUGGUCGUCAUUCGCCAACAGCGAGCUCCUGCCGCCGAUCAUGGCAUGGAUCAACCCUGUCAUCGGCAAGGCACCCUCCAGCCCGGAGAUCCUUGCCGCGGCGGAGAAGGGCGCGGAGCCGAUGGUCGACGUCGUUGCGCGGGAGCUGAAGGCGGGCAAGAAGUUUUUGGUUGGCGAUUGCUUGACUAUGGCGGACUUGUUUGUCGUCGCUGCGUUGGCAAGGGGGUACCAAUUUGUGUUUGCAAAGGGCUGGACGGAGAAGCACCCUGAAAUCCAUGAGUACUACUGGAGGAUCAAGUCCGACCCGAUCUAUGUGAAGGUCGACGGAGAGCCUUAUGUUCUUGCGAACGUUGGUGACAAGGCACCCUAA
Messenger RNA from Lasiodiplodia theobromae, 675 nucleotides. RefSeq names its product Elongation factor 1-gamma protein. NCBI's taxonomy places the organism in Eukaryota, Fungi, Ascomycota, Dothideomycetes, Botryosphaeriales, Botryosphaeriaceae. Gene Ontology annotation, cellular component: nucleus; cytoplasm. Bases 1 to 675 code for a protein of 224 amino acids. Gene Ontology annotation, biological process: translational elongation. The transcript is spliced from 3 exons. The record is from RefSeq and is a predicted model, not a curated record.